AUGGAAGGGAAUACAGACGAGGGGGGAUUAACAGGCAACGCAAAACGUCCGAAGUACCGCAACGCGAACUGCGCUACAGACAGACACAGAACGACACAGGUCAACAAGGAUUCACAUGAGGAGUGGGGUGACCUGGCACACAUGUUGGUUAGGAAGAUAUCAGACACGUGGCUCGUGACCAAAUUCAAACAACUGGUUGAACCAGCAGACGAAAAUUCAGCAUUGUCUUUGAAAACGUUGGUGGAAGCUCGUCUGGCCCAACGAUCGGACGGCGUUUCAAGACAGGACGUCAUAAGUGUUGCAUAA
Molecule: messenger RNA, 306 nt
Organism: Opisthorchis viverrini
Lineage: Eukaryota; Metazoa; Platyhelminthes; Trematoda; Opisthorchiida; Opisthorchiidae
Exons: 2
Coding region: 1-306 (101 amino acids)
Source: RefSeq, a predicted model, not a curated record